Molecule: messenger RNA, 1453 nt
Organism: Plasmodium vivax (malaria parasite P. vivax)
Lineage: Eukaryota; Apicomplexa; Aconoidasida; Haemosporida; Plasmodiidae
Exons: 1
Coding region: 71-1453 (460 amino acids)
Source: RefSeq, a predicted model, not a curated record
UGGGGGCUUACACAAGCAGCUACGCUUACAGUACCUACAUCGCGACAUCAAACACACACACAAAAAAAAAAUGAAGCUGACGUGUACGUUAUUCUUCCUGCUGGCAGUGGCAAGUAAUUUGGGGUCCAACUUUUUCACCUCCUGCUCUGUGGACAGCUCCAGCGUGUCUCAGCAGACGUACAGAGUUCCCUACCUCCAAAGGUUAAGUGAACUGAUUGCCCUCUCAUCGCACCAAGGCCUGAGUGACAAAAGGGCGGAUGAGAAAAAGAACUUAAGGAGAAAAAGGGAGGACAGCGAUUCGACACAAGUAGCAGAUGAUGAGGACGUUACAAGCGCCGCCACUCAUGUGGAAGAGCAGGCAGAGGAUGCGGAAGAAGACCUCACAAGUAACAAAGCGGGCAUCCCACAAGAGGAAGACGCUUCUGGUGAAGGCAUCAGCCUAGAUGGGGAACAGUGGGAAGACGAGGACGAACACGAUGGGGGAGCUGACCCAUCCGGUCCCACGCCCGACUACCACUACGGCGAAGCUAAUGCACCUGCUUCCAUCCCCGACCACCACUACGGCGAAGCUAAUGCACCUGCUUCCAUCCCCGACCACCACUACGGCGAAGCUAAUGCACCUGCUUCCAUCCCCGACCACCACUACGGCGAAGCUAAUGCACCUGCUUCCAUCCCCCACUACCACUACGACGAAGCUAAUGCAGAGGGUCCCAUAACUCACGAACACUACGGCGAAGCUAAUGCACCUGCUUCCAUCCCCGACUACCACUAUGGAGAAGCUAAUGCAGCGGGUCCUAUGCCCCACGAACACGAGGGAGGAGCUAACCCAGCCGGUCCCACGCCCCACUACCACCAUGCCGAAGCUAAUGCACCUGAUUCCAUCCCCCACUACCACUACGACGCAGAUGGUGCACCCCCCGCUGGAGCACCAUACGCACCAAAUAAGCUGGACGAACAAGCCGAAGAUGCGUUCAUAAGGUUCUUCUCCCAGAAGCCAUGUAUUACCCUCCCAGGAGAGGAACGAUCCGAAAAAUGUAAUGACGCGGAAAGAGGGGACAAUAAGGAGUAUGACAUAAAAAUCACGUACAACGAAAAAGAGGAGCAUAUCAAUCGGGGUGAGAACAAGUGUGUAAAUCUAAACCUAAACCUUAACAAUGGAUCCCCCCCCAGUGAAGAUGGACCCUCAAACGUUUUUAUUAACCUCUCUUUCGUCCCCAACAUUCCCGAAGAAAUAAUCAACGACUUUUACGCCAUCAUCAAAAGGUUGAAGCACAUGUUUGAGUUUAUGGAUCCUCAGGAGGGCACUGCGCCGGUGGAGGAAGUAGGGAGCGAGCAGGAAGUGAACAUGGAGCGAGCAGGGAGCGAAGAGGAAGCGAACAUGGAGCGAGCAGGGAGCGAAGAGGAAGCGAACAUGGAGCGAGCAGGGAGCGAAGAGGAAGCGAAGAGGAAGUGA